Messenger RNA from Magnolia sinica, 1438 nucleotides. RefSeq lists its product as uncharacterized. The record is from RefSeq and is a predicted model, not a curated record. NCBI's taxonomy places the organism in Eukaryota, Viridiplantae, Streptophyta, Magnoliopsida, Magnoliales, Magnoliaceae. The transcript is spliced from 5 exons. The coding region runs from base 173 to 1321 and encodes 382 amino acids.
UUUCAAAAUAUCGGCCAUAGCUCUCUCCUCCCACGACGAAAAGGAGAAACUCAGGGGAGAUUAGGGCGACUGCUGUAAUCGGGCCAGAAAACGGUAAUUCAGACUGUAGAUAUGGGGCCCCUAAAGAGCUGCCGAACAUGGGAGGAAUGGAUAUAAAUGGUAACACUGCAUCAUGCAAGACCCCGAUAUCAAUUUAAAACGGAGGAAGCAAAUUGCCCUGAACUUGGCAGCCGCAUUCGCCGGUGGUGCAUAUUAUAUGACGUACAUGGGAAAGAAGGUCCGCCAGACCCCAGCCCAUAGUGGCGCUACCUAUGUGGAGGAGAUCCUUCAAGGUCAUCCAACACGUUUCCGUGAGGUUUGCCGCAUGGAGCUGCCCGCCUUCAAAAAGCUUUGUGACAUUCUUCGACGGAAACGUCUCCUACAAAAUACCGCCGGCGUCAAUGUUGAAGAGCAACUGGCAAUGUUUCUAUUCACCGUUGGCCACAAUGCAAGCAAUCGCCAAGUCCAGAAGCGGUUCCAUCACUCGGGAGAAACUGUCAGUCGUCAUUUCAACAACACGCUUAAUGCAUUAACCCAUCUCUCAGCUCGUUAUAUCUGUCUUCCUCCGCCGAAUAUCCCUCCUGAAAUACAUGAUCAACCCGAUUUCUUCCCUUACUUCAAGGACUGCAUUGGAGCUAUCGAUGGCACAUGCAUUCUUUCACAAAAUGUGAUGGCUGCUUGCUCAUUUGAUUCACGAUUUACAUACGUCCUUGCUGGCUGGGAGGAUUCCAUCGAGGAUUCGACAGUUUUGGAAGCAGCAUUAAGUACAGACUUCCAAGUCCCAGAAGGUAAAUACUACUUGGUUGAUGCGGAUUAUGGCAAUUCUCCGGGAUUCAUUUCUCCAUAUCCAGGCAUACGCUACCACCAAAAGGACUUUGCGCAUGGACAACCAGGUCCACGGAAUGAAAGGGAGAUCUUUAACUAUCGUCAUUCAUCUCUACAGAAUUCAAUCGAGCGGGCAUUCAGUGUCUUGAAGAAACGAUUCCAAAUAUUAACCGCAGCGACUUCCUAUCCGAUCGAUUCCCAAGUCAAAUUAGUCCUUGCCAUGUGCACUUUGCACAAUUACAUCCACACUGUGGCCGGUGGUGAAGAUUGGCUUUAUGUGGAAUAUGACUCUGAGAACCAAUAUCCACCUGCCGAAGAGGAGGACAAAGAGGAGGAGGACGAACUCUCAGAAACAGAGGCCUGGGAGGAACCUUAUGCUGUAAGAAGGGCUCCCGCCGAUGUUUUGCGAGAUAAGAUUGCAAGAGAUAUGUGGGUGGAUUAUUGCCGUGAUGAGUGAAAAUAGACUUUGGAUGGCAAGCUUGGGGAUGGAUUUGUGUUGAGAAGAAAUGUGUUUUGUUCGUCUUUGAUUGAUUUUUUUUUCAUUUACAGGUAAUGUGAAAUCAUAGUUUGUCGA